AUCAGGCCCGGCCCGCAGCCAAAAUACCCGAGGAUUAGGUUUCGACCCUUCAAGGUUCCAACCCUUUUCUCGCCCUUGUUUAGUGUGGGCAUAUACAUAUAUAUAUGUAUAUUUCCAUUCAUGAUACGGGAUACACCCUCGAACUUUAAAAGAAAAGGAACGAGGGGGGUUGAGAAGAUCGACAGUGGAAUCGGUACUCCUACGAUCGUGGGACGAGUGAAAAACCAUAGGUAGGUCAAUCUAGUUGCAACCCGUCUCCGAUCAGGGUUUGGCGAGUUGCGUCUGUGCACGCCCGCCCGCUAGCAACCGCGGGAAAGUUUGGCUUGAAAGUGUGAAAGGCGAGAUGGCGGACGGUGAAGCAGGCAGUAGAAAAUUAUUGAAUGCGGAGGAGUUCCAACAAGGCCUUGCAAAACUUGAUACGGAGAUGGGAAAAGAUCCCAUUCUCUCGGCUUUUGCUCCCAUCAAAAUUAUCACAGCCGGUGGCUUCGUUGCGGUGUCUUACCUGAAAAGCCGCAAGAGCACCGAUGACAUCGACUAUCUGCUUGAUCCUGAAUGGGCCCAGGACGAGGAUAUAAAGCGACCACUGCGCGGCGCCAUGGAGAAAGUCGCGCACCUACUCCACCUCAACAAGAAUUGGAUCAAUGAAGACAUGGCCCUUUUCGUCACGCGAAACUCAAGAGAGUAUCUCUUCCGCAAAGCUGAAGAGCAGAAUAUUAUUCUCUGGGAAGGCACAAAUCUAUGCGUCAUGGCCGCCCCGAUGGAGUGGGCUCUCGAGAGGAAAUUGAGGAGAAUUCAUCAUGCCGACCGUGGCCGGAAGACCAGUCAUGAUAUGCAGGACGCCAUUGCCAUGCUGAAGCAUUUGAGGGAUAAAAAUGGUGGGCCGUUGGACCGGACUUACAUUGCUGGAAUGAAUGUGAAUACGUUUGAUGUGCUUCCGGAUGCCACAACAAUGGAUCGGGUGGAAGCUGAAUACCAACGAACUUUUAACGAGAAAAUAUUUCGAUGA
Coccidioides immitis RS is the source of this 1006-nucleotide messenger RNA. RefSeq lists its product as uncharacterized. The record is from RefSeq and is a predicted model, not a curated record. The coding region runs from base 344 to 1006 and encodes 220 amino acids. NCBI's taxonomy places the organism in Eukaryota, Fungi, Ascomycota, Eurotiomycetes, Onygenales, Onygenaceae. The transcript is spliced from 3 exons.